Molecule: messenger RNA, 865 nt
Organism: Zea mays
Lineage: Eukaryota; Viridiplantae; Streptophyta; Magnoliopsida; Poales; Poaceae
Product: NFU3
Biological process (GO): iron-sulfur cluster assembly
Cellular component (GO): mitochondrion; chloroplast stroma
Molecular function (GO): iron ion binding; iron-sulfur cluster binding
Source: RefSeq, marked validated
ACGAUUCCACCCACACCGAAUCUUGACGGAACGAUUCCACCAAGAACCGCGGGCAACAAUUCACACCGCGCUUCUCUUCUCCAGCGAUGCAGACGACGGCGGCGGCGGCUGUGGCAUGGGCGCCUGGCCCAUCGGCGUCCACCUCGUCAUCGUCCUCGCCGUCCACCUUCAGGGUGGGGGUUGCGUCGACGGCCGUGCGGGCUUGUUCCGCGCCCAGGCUUGUUGCGUCCUCCGCGCCCCUGGGCUGUCGACGGCUGCGACAAGUGGUUCAAGCUGUUGCCAAUCCAGACCCUGCGAUCGAGCUUCCAUUGACUGCUGAAAAUGUUGAGAUGGUGUUGGAUGAAGUAAGGCCGUAUCUUAUGGCAGACGGAGGCAAUGUUGCGUUGCAUGAGAUUGAUGGGAACGUGGUAAGGUUAAAGCUGCAAGGAGCAUGUGGUUCAUGCCCGGCUUCAGUAACAACGAUGAAGAUGGGUAUUGAACGGCGCUUGAUGGAGAAAAUACCAGAGAUUGUUGCAGUUGAGCCCAUUGCUGAUGAGGAAACUGGCCUUGAGUUGAACCAAGAGAACAUUGAAAAGGUACUUGACGAGAUUAGGCCAUACCUUGCUGGCACAGGAGGUGGCGAGCUCGAGUUUGUCACAAUCGAGGAGCCUAUUGUCAAGGUUAGGCUUACAGGCCCAGCUGCUGGUGUGAUGACUGUCCGAGUAGCAUUGACUCAGAAGCUCCGUGAAAAAAUCCCUAAAAUUGCAGCUGUCCAGCUUUUGCCAUAAGAUUAGAAUCUUUUAGAAGCCAGGCACCAGUCACAGUUGAUAAUGUAAAUGCACUACCGCAAUAAAUUUAAGGAGUUGUAAUGUGUAGCCUGCUGAGC